Messenger RNA from Aedes aegypti (yellow fever mosquito), 1037 nucleotides. Its product is annotated as trypsin eta. Gene Ontology annotation, biological process: proteolysis. Gene Ontology annotation, molecular function: serine-type endopeptidase activity. NCBI's taxonomy places the organism in Eukaryota, Metazoa, Arthropoda, Insecta, Diptera, Culicidae. The transcript has 3 exons. The coding region runs from base 21 to 998 and encodes 325 amino acids. The record is from RefSeq and is a predicted model, not a curated record.
UUGAAGCAUCUCAAUACUCGAUGAUUGAUCAUCGAAGGUGCGAAACCUAUUCUAGAAUAAUUUCAAUUUUAGUUCAAAUACUGCAUCCACCGCAAAGACAUCGUCAGCCGAACAUGUGGUUUUCUGUGAAAAUAUCGAAGCUUUUGCUACUAUUCGCCGCCAGUUCCGUGGCAGCAUCGGUGGACAACGACAUGAAGAUCAUCGGCGGUUUUCCCGCGCAACAGAACAGCACCCGCCAUCAGGUUUCGAUCCGGCAGAAAUCCGUCGAUCUGGCCCUGUUCGGCAGUGGCCACAUCUGUGGGGGAAGUCUCAUCAACGAUCGCACGGUUCUGACGGCUGCCCACUGUCUGGUGAACGAGGAGGCGAGCUACUUCCGAGUGGUCGGCGGUGAACUAAAUCGGCUUCUUCAAACCCAGAAUACGGUGAUCGCCAACGUCAGCAAAGUGAUCAUUCACGAGAGUUUCGACCUGAAGACUAAGGCUAACGACAUAGGAUUGCUAAUUCUCGACAAGCCGGUUGAAAGUUCGCACCAAACACUUCGGACUAUUGAAUUGGCCACCUGUCGUCCCAUUGCAGGCUCUAUUUGUCAAACCACUGGCUGGGGAACCACUGAGUAUGAUCUUCCGAUGGUAACCGUAGAAUUGAUGGCCGUUAACGUUACCAUCCAGCCGAUUGAAUCAUGCAACGGCACGGAAAGCUACAAUGGAACCAUUCUAGAUGGUAUGCUAUGUGCGGGAGAGAUCACCGGAGGAAAGGACUCUUGCCAGGGUGAUUCCGGGGGUCCUUUGGUCUGCGGCGGCUUUCUAGCGGGCAUAGUUUCGCACGGGGAAGGCUGCGGGUGGGCUUCCUACCCGGGGUUAUAUUCCGAUGUCGUACACUUCCGGGAGUGGAUUGACAAGCAUAUGCACACAAGCGGAGGAGAGAAUGUAAAAUUCACGGUUGUGGGUUUAGUGGCGGUUUGCAUGGUGCAUCUGGUCAGAGCGGUUUGGGUUGUGUGAGUCAGAAGUUAAUAAAAGUUGGCCAACCUUCCUCUGUAA